AAAUAAGUCGAACGAGCAAAAAUAGACCAAUCAUUAGCCAGUAUUUUUGUUUGGCUGGCGAUUUCCUCACGGUUGCCUGGCAACUUGAAAUCAUUUGCUUCCAUUUAGAAUAGUAGAACAAUAGUAUCCUAAAUGUGCAAAUCCAUACAAACAUUGCAGAGUGUAGCCGCGUGGUGAUUUCAUUUUUCUUCAUUUUCAAAUAAUUAUCAAAUAAUUAAUGAUUCAUAUGAAAAAUAAUUCUAACUGAUAUAGUCAUCUACGGGCACAUUGUGUGGGCUUUUCCUAACAUCAUCAGAAGCAAUAAUCUGAAUAAAUUUGGACUGAAAAGUGAUUAUGCCGUGGCCAGUGAGUCAUUGAGUCAAAACAUUCAGGUGUUAAAUAUCUAAAAUUGAAAUGGAUGAAGACGUCAUCGCAAGCCCAGAGGUGCUGCUGCGGAUGGCUCAGGGCGGGUCCCGCAGCCUGCCAGAGUCGGGAGAGAAGUGGAGCGAGACGCCCCCACCAGAGGACGGCUGGCUGGCUGCCGAGCAGGAGCGGGCCAGAACAGAGGAGCUCUUCAGCCUGCUGGCCGAGCCGCUGGUCGUCAAACGGUCAGAGCUGGUGACGGCCGCCUGGCUCCGGGAUGAGGACAGAGCAGAGCUGAGCGCUGUCCCGGGGAAGUUCUGGCAGUACAUGGGCUACGAGGAGCAGCGACGCAAAUUCCUCCGCUGGGAGGAGGCCGUGAUGCUCUGUGAAAUGGGAGUGAUCCAGAUGACCUCUGACGGCCAGCCGUGCAGUCUACAGGAGGUUCGCGCUCGCGUCCUCUCCUCAGACCCCGACAGAGAGCGGCAGUACCGUCUGUAUGCGCACCUGACCCGUCUUGGGUACCGGCCAGUGCGACACGGCUCCAGCACGCGGCAAAACCGAGCCACCGAUUACGAACGUAAAAUCCGGCUCGAUCAGUAUACCGCCAAUCGCAGCUCGAAGCGCCAUCAGCGUGGCAGCUCGAGCGGAGCGGUCACCCCGGAGCCGAAGCAGCCGAGAGCUGAUGCAGAGAGCAGUGACCCGCCCUCAGCGGCCACGGCUCCGGAGAACAGGCUGGACAGUGUAAUGGUGGAUGGAAUGGACCUUACUGGCGGGGACCACACAGGAGCAACUGCCAUGGAAAUCGGCGAUAGUCCGGCAGCGGUGGUCACCCCCGAGCAUCAGCAGAGAGCUCCUCCCUCACCGACAAGGGAAAAUAGUACUCUAUUGGCGCUCAAGAGACUCGACUUCAGCGCUGAACGCUGUCUGUUCCCCCACGUACCGAUCUUCGCAGACUCUUAUAUGCUGCGAGCGCCGCCGGCGGAGCUGCUGCCGCCUGGUGUGCAGCCGCGGAACCACUGGUACACCUUUGACCUGGCUGCAGCGCGGCGCGGCCGUCUGUUAGAGCUUUCCAAGAAGAACAGACCAGGGGACCGGUAUCCAAGCUGUCUGCCGGUGAUCGGCACGCCCGUCCGCAACUGGGCAGAGUUCAAACAAAAGGCCGCGGAACUGGCGGCAUCGCCAAAAACACCAGCGUCCGCGGAGGAACCCUCCGAGUCGCUGGUGCCUCCCGGCUGGAGGGGCUCCCCGGCCGAGCUGUUGGCCCGGCUGCAGCUGGCCCCGCCUCCCCCACCCCCGGCUCCGGGCCCGGAGCCCGUCUAUGACGUGUAUCCGUCGGACGCUCCGUUCCGGAAGUCGGCGCCCCCGCUCCCGGAAUUUCGGGUGUUCAUCGUCAGGCCGGAAGACCGAGUGGCCGAGAUAUCUGCCGUGCCGACGGACAGAGUGCCCCUGUGUGCGGCCGUUCUGGCCGACGUGGGUCCGCCGGCGCUCUAUACGGUGGUGACGGGUCGGCUGCCCGUGGACUCGUCUGUACUGGACCAGUCGCUCUGAAACCGCGCUGGACAGGUAACACACGGUGCUUACCGACCAGAUAAAACACUGGUUGCCGGUCAGAUGACACAUGAUGCUUACCGGCCACGUAGCACACGGUUCUUACCGGAGUUAUUCUGAUACUGCUGUGUCCGACGUGGCAGAUCUCUUGUCCAGCUGAUAGCAGUAAUGCAGCUUGUAUGGCGCUGGUUUCCUCAGAUGGUGUGAUCAGCUGUGGAAAUGGUUUUCUGGGAGAUACGCUGGAUUGUUUUUCUCGUUAUUUGCGCCUUUUUGUUAUUUUGGAAUCACCGGGUGGAUUCGUGAAGAAUAGGAGAUAAGGAAGCAUUUGACUUCGGUUAGUUUGGUGGUACUUUGGUUUGGGCACACCUUUUUGGGCUCAUGACGGCUGAGAAUUGCAUCACGAUGGUGCAGCCAAUUGCCUAGUAGAAACGCCGACAGGGGAAUCGCAUUCAGUGACACAACAUCUGACAUCUUGCACCGCACCACGUCCCUGUUUUCGACUUGUUUGGCUGUGAUGUAUUUUUUUUAUAUAAAAGCGCACGGAAUAGCAAGAGCGAGCAGCGCCAAUCAUCUUCGUUGCUAAAUAUUGGUUAGUACUUGAACUUGAUUCACAUAGUGCCAGUCACAUUGUGAUACUCUGUGAUAAUUAGUGGGUGUUCAGGGAGAUUCAAAGGUCUAGUGCGUGGUUGAUCGAAGCAUCGAUUCUACCUACUUGCAAAAUACAGGGUUUGUACAUUUAA
Molecule: messenger RNA, 2630 nt
Organism: Amphibalanus amphitrite
Lineage: Eukaryota; Metazoa; Arthropoda; Thecostraca; Balanomorpha; Balanidae
Gene: Tsen54
Product: tRNA-splicing endonuclease subunit Sen54-like
Exons: 7
Coding region: 394-1890 (498 amino acids)
Biological process (GO): tRNA-type intron splice site recognition and cleavage
Cellular component (GO): tRNA-intron endonuclease complex
Source: RefSeq, a predicted model, not a curated record